UCACCAUGCAGCCACGGUACAACUGAGGGGUGGCGAGACCCUCAGAGGUCGCUCGUUGGCGAAAAAUCCACCCUGGGCGUCGUUGCGCCCAGGGAGGCUGCCCCCCCCCCGCACUGAGCGAAAGGGGGGUGGGAGAGGUUCCCACUGAGCCCGCCUGGGCAACUGUCGCCAGGACCCCCGAGGGCCACUGGCCGUGCUCCAGGGAAACAUACCCCAAGCGGGGAAAAAGAGGGGGGAAGGUAGGGGGACAACCUCCGCCCCCGUGAAAACGAGGAGCCUCACCCACGUGCAGCGCACCUUCCCCCACAUUUGGGGUGCCUGAUACACGUGCAGGCAGCACUCGCACAUCGCACCAACGAUACAGCACUCAUCACUGGUGUAACGAGGGCCAGGACGAAAACAACACUGGAACCUGGGCAAGGCAACGGUCGGAGCAUCGGGGCCCCCGUGCCAGGCCCGAGUAGAGAACACAACACUCGUGCUGCGCACCUUCCCCCACAACUGGGGUGCCUGACACCCGAGCAAACGCCCACAAGCACACGCACAACAAACACACAAGGCGACGCAAGGACGACUCGGCUGAACUACCCCUGGUGUACAGAACGCCAGGACGGCAGCCAGCUUCGUCCCUGGCGUGGACCUGACUCAAACCGCCGAGCCAGUGCCCCCGUGACGGGCCCUCCAAAUACGGCCCAAUGGCCAACUGGGCUGAGCGAUCAAGGACCCGUCUUCUUCCGCUCCAACGCAGGGAGCAAAGGCUUCAAACAGCAGAGUCUGAUAAAACGAAAGAUCUAAGGCAUGGCAGCGGUCGGGGCGAAGCUACACCCCCGUGCCAAACCCAUGGAACGGUUCGUACACUCGUGCGGCACACCGUCCCCCACAAGUGGGAGGAGGAGGAGGACCAGGACGAGGAGGAGGAGGAAGGUCCCAACCUCGAGGUGGAGAUGAGGAGGAGGGGAGUGGAAGGAACAUACACCUCUGCACUCGACACUCUUGCUCUACGUGCCGCCGCCCGCCUCACGACCAGGCAGUGCUGCGCGCCUUCGGGGAGCGGUGGCUCCGCGGCUUCGGGCGCAGGCACGGGCUCGGCUUCGGUCGCGUCCCCCGACGGGACCGCGGGGUCGGGCUCCUCGUUGACUGGCUCGAUCAUCGCGUCGGCGCCUCCUUGGAUUCGGGCGGUUCGGCGCAGCACCACAUGGCCGCGGUCCUCGCUCUCGUCUGUCGGUCGAUCUCGGCGCGCAAGCUACAGAGAUCUGGUCCCAAACUGCU
This is a messenger RNA of Prorocentrum cordatum, 1269 nucleotides long. Lineage: Eukaryota; Dinophyceae; Prorocentrales; Prorocentraceae. The record is from the annotation of a GenBank genome assembly.